Chlamydomonas reinhardtii is the source of this 2336-nucleotide messenger RNA. RefSeq lists its product as uncharacterized. Gene Ontology annotation, biological process: hydrogen peroxide catabolic process; response to reactive oxygen species; cellular response to oxidative stress. Gene Ontology annotation, molecular function: heme binding; peroxidase activity. Lineage: Eukaryota; Viridiplantae; Chlorophyta; Chlorophyceae; Chlamydomonadales; Chlamydomonadaceae. The transcript has 8 exons. The coding region runs from base 110 to 1153 and encodes 347 amino acids. The record is from RefSeq and is a predicted model, not a curated record.
UACAUCCACAUCACCUCCUCCAUUGCCAGGCAGGCCAGCGCGUGCCUACCUCCGACAACCAACACCACAUCCCUCCACAUCUGAGGCAAGACAGCCGCACUGAGCAAAAAUGCAGGUCGCUUUUAAGUCAUCGAGCACGGUGCAGCGCUCGGGCGCGCGGUCGAGCACCCGGCGCUCCGUCCUGCGCGUUGUUGCGCAAGCGGGCCCUGUUUCUCGCCGCGACCUGCUGAGCGUUGCCCUGGUCGCUGGUGCCGCCCCACUGGUGCUGGGCGCCCAGCCCGCCUCCGCCGCUCCGCUGCCGGUGACCCAGAUGCCUGUGGAGCAGCUGGGCCUGCUGCAGAAGCAGGCGCAGCUCAAGGAGUUCCGCACCCGUGCGGAGGCCGCUAUCAAGGAGGUUGUGACCACCGAGGACGGCCCCCUCUGUGUGCGCCUGGUGCUCAACGACGCCGCGGACUGGGACCCCGUGACCAAGACUGGCGGCGUCAACGGCUCCAUCGUGACCCCUGAGGCGCUGGCCCGCCCCGAGAACGCCGGCCUGGAGGUGGUGGUGGCCAAGCUGGCCAAGGCCAAGGCCAAGAUCGACGCCGCCGGCGCCGAGGACGGCGCCGGCCCCAUCUCCUGGGCGGACCUGAUCGUGCUGGCGGCCAAGGUGACUACCCAGUCCGGCUGGUCUGCCACCAAGGUGUCUCGCGCUCAGAUUGCUAGCGGCGGCGAGGUGAUUGCCGGGCCCGCCUUCUCGGCUGCCUGGCCUGUGCGCCUGGGCCGUGUGGACAGCCCCGCGGCCGCGGCCGUCAAGGUGCCCACCUACGACUCGCCCGUGGCGGAGAUCAAGGCCUUCGCUGCCACCCUGGGCGCUAAGCCCGGUGCCAGCAGCGGCUUCCUGGCCGCCAAGCCGCCGAUUUGGGAGCGCCCCGCCUUCGUGCUGUGGACCGCUGGCGCCGCCAACCCGGCUGUGGAGGAGGCGCGCUGGGUGAGCGAGGACCCCGCCACCUUCAAGAGCGUCAAGGAGAUGUACGACCGCUCCCGGCGCACCGUGACCCGCACUGACUACGAGGUGGACUUCGUGGACUACUUCACGCUGCUCACUUCCUUCGCCACCUUCAAGCCCGACGCCUACCUGCACCCCGAGGCCGUGACCGCCAUCCGGUUCUAAGCAGCAGCAGACACGCAUGUGACGUGCUUGACUUGACGAGCAGCCUCGUCCGUGGUACCCACGCUAUCUGAACACAAACAUUGGAUUUUGCGGACGUGCCGAGGAGGAGCUUAGGAGGGCGCACGGCGUGAGUGCGGUGGGAUCGGGUGCUCGUAACGUCGUACGUGUUGCAUGCACGCAUUUUGGGUGAGCGCUUGUGGCACGACACGAUAGAUGAGCGUGAAUCAUUUUUUGUCAAGAGACCGGUCCGUGCGUCCACCCAACCGGCCACGUCAUGAUUUGCGGGGAUGCCAAAGGCCCCCAACAUAGAGGCGUGUGCAAUUUGCGUGUGCUUAGUAGGCGCCCGCGUCAAGGUGGCUGGGUUGAUAACGACCCGGGAGGGGAGGGCUCAGCCCUUUUCCUGCCUCCCUAAGGCAGCCACCUCCUUGUUGUCAAGAGAGACGUUUGUGCAGAGUGUUCGGGCAAGGUGCUCCGAUUUUGAGCGAGUUGUGGCCCCCAUGCAUGACGGGGUGAGCGCGGGAAUCCCCUGAUGCGCUAGGUCGCCUGAAACAAGGUAGCCGUGCGGUGUCGACACGGCUGCUGAAGGCCUGCUGUCCCCAGCUGCCCAAUGCAGCUCUCAAGGUACUGCGGGCCUGCGAUCGUGAGAUAAAUGGGAUGCAUUGCCGUUUCACGUUGGGCACUGCAUGCAUUCCGUGUGUGUGGAAGCGCUGAACGGACAGCCACAGGUGCUGGGGUACACGAGUACGCCAGUAUGACCGGCUCUUAGAAUGAUUCCCGUCCAGGACCCUACGCCGACGUGCGCACGUGAUCCUCGCAUCAUAGGCAGCCCGCCUAAUUUCUUCACCCUCACAGCCGCCAGAAGGGCGUGACAGGUCAACGCUGCACCGUACACAGCUCUGCUUGCCGCGUCUGCACGCAAAGCAAUGCCCUUUCUGCCCGCCCGCCCACGCCUACGACAGCAUGCAUUGCAGGGUGGCAGCAAGCCAGCCCGGCCAGCCCGCUAUCCAGUCGCCACCAUCACUCAUCAGGGUUCUCCCCCCCAAACAAAUGAAUGCAGGCGCCCCGAUUGCAGCACUCAGUCAUCGGAAGUACCGGUACGAAGGAAUCAACACACCCUCAUCUGUGCGUAUGCAUGUGGAUCACCAUCGCGGGAUUCCUCAUCUCUGCAGACCACUUCGGGCCU